Messenger RNA from Amoebophrya sp. A25, 1024 nucleotides. Lineage: Eukaryota; Dinophyceae; Syndiniales; Amoebophryaceae. The record is from the annotation of a GenBank genome assembly.
GGAUCCACAUCAUUGGCAUAGUGUUCCAGUGCUGUGAUCUUUGUCGCCAUAGGAUUGCAAUGAUUUCCAUCACGUUCAUGCCCUUGAUGAUCUUCAUACUCAUGACAGUACUGGGAUCAUCGUCCUCGUCUUCUUAUUCUUAUCAUUUGCAGAACAGGGGAACUGGAUCAUGGUUCACUCAAGCAGAGCGAUUGAUUGAAAGCUCCGCUUUUGUCUUGUGUCUAAAACUUUUUGUUGAUUAUGAUUGAUCGUUGUGCAGGAGCAGAAUGAAGUCUAUGUCUGGCGCAACAUUAUUUAGAAAGAAUCACAAUCACGUUCUCCCCUAGCAUGAAGUUCAUCCAUGAAGUUCGUCGUUGUCGUUCUAACUCCAAGUGCAGGCCAGAAGAUGGCACAUGGGCGCUCGACGCAUCGUACAGCUCUGGAGGUUUUGCUUUGGCGCUAAGGCGAGAUCCGGUUGUUUGUUAUCGUCAGUCGCAGGUUGAUACAGCCCGCAUGUAUCUGCGUACGAUGCAACCGCGUCGGGUCGCAAGGUAGGCAUACCUCUGCUUCGGCGGUGGAGGACUGGCGGGAAGCCGCCUCAAUAGUGCAAAAUGUCACGCAGACCUGUUAAUGCGCGUUGUUGAUUGGCGAGCCCCUGUUCGGUGGUAUGCCUGCGUCUGGCAUGAAGAGAACUUUUUCCACACGAUGAUCCGUGAAGCAAACGCCUCGUCUUGAGCUGGUUCAUUUUCUCAGAGAGGUGCUGAAGAUAGUGCCCUUUGAGCAGCCUCGGAAGUCGGAAUAUCAGGUGGCCCCCAUCUUUCAAAGUAGUUGCAUCUACGAGCUGCUGGACGAGGAGGCGAAAGCGCAACACUUCUUUUCACUCUAUACUAACUACAACUUGCUGGACUGCAAAAUAAGGAAAUACAUACAACAAAGUCACAAGUUCAUAGUACAACAGACCUAAAAGUUUCGACAAGGAAUCGAGAAGACGGAAGACCCAAAAAGGCAAAUCUGUUCCGCUAUGGUUAUUUUUGGUCGAACGGAU